Molecule: messenger RNA, 1085 nt
Organism: Pararge aegeria (speckled wood butterfly)
Lineage: Eukaryota; Metazoa; Arthropoda; Insecta; Lepidoptera; Nymphalidae
Exons: 4
Coding region: 108-815 (235 amino acids)
Molecular function (GO): N-acetyltransferase activity
Source: RefSeq, a predicted model, not a curated record
CCCGCAUUAUAAAGACACUUCAGUUUCAAUUUAUUCUUUUACUGCAGUACAAGUGCUUUUUAAAUUUAAAGGCUUAAAAGCUUCGUGCGGACUUGCAAUAUAAAAGGAUGACUUCGCGGGAAUAUCCGAAGAUUUGGGGUAGUUUUGAGAGAAUUGCUGAGGAUGGUAGGACUUUGGCAUUCGUAAUAGAAGAUAUUCCUGAAGCCUUGUGGAGUGAGGCCGUGGAAUUUAUGCUGGGGAAUUAUAUAAGGGAGGAUGUUUGGUGGAUCACAGCUGGUACGGCAGAGGACUCGCAGGCUAUUCAAGAAUAUCGCGUGCUAUUGAAAUCGAUCAUAAAUUGUAAAAUGAGUUUGGCAUGCUUCCUUUCCCAUGACGAUGGAAAUGAUCGCACUCUUGUUGGGGUCAAUAUGUGUAUGCCGCAGGAGAAAAAUCACUUUGUUGAUCACAAUCCUCCUAAAACAAAAGCCGGGCUGUUGUCCCUCCGCAUGUUUAGCGAGGCCAUGAAAGUGACAGCAAUAUACGACAAGUACGACGUGAGUAAAUAUCUCAUGGGAGCCGGCCUGUCUGUAACGCCUGAAUACAGGGGGCUGGGAGUAGCUGUCGAGCUACUUAAAUACAGAAUGCUCCUCGCAAAAGAAGAAGGCAUGAGUGUGACCGGUGGAAUAUUUACAAGUGAGCCGGCCCAGCGCUCGGCAGACAAAGCAGGUUGGGAAUGCCUCUAUCAGGUUCCGUACAAACAAUUUGGAGAACAAUGUGAAAUCGACUUUAACACCAACACCGAAAACUUAAAAAUCUUUGCUGUAAAAGUUGAAUGAAAUUUAAAUUACUCACACCACAACGUAUACGUAUACAUUAAAGGUAUAAGUUACUAGGAUAGAAACUUUUACUAAGAUAAUAAAAUUCCUUAAAGAGUUUCCAUCGGCAUCGAUUUAAAAAAAUACUUCACUUCUAAUUUUUACUCUAGGCAUAAAAAAUGGCCGCUAUUUUAUUUUAUUUAAACUGAUAUAAAGUUAAAUUUUUAUUUUGUUUUAAAUAUUAAUCUUAUGUCUUAUGCUAUUUGUGGUUUUGUUGGCAUGAAAUGUUUU